AUGGCUGAAUUAAAUCCCGUUUUGCUGCCUGACGAUGAUGUCAUCGACGACGGUGACUCGGCGAUCGGCGACGAUGCCGCAUCGUCAACUCAGAGUCUUUCCAGCUCCAUCGUCCAGUAUCGCAAAGAAAAUGGCAGAACGUAUCAUGCAUACAAGGAUGGAAAAUACAAUCUUCCCAACGACGACCUUGAGAAUGAGAGACUAGAUUUGCAGCAUCAUCUAUUCUUUCUGACCUACGCUGACAAGCUCGGGCUUGCGCCUCCAAACGAAGUCGACUCAAAGGUCCGGCGGGUCCUUGACUUGGGGACCGGCACAGGCAUUUGGGCAAUGGAUUUUGCUGAUGAGCAUCCGGAAUCCGAGGUAUGGCUAUUUGAUGUCGGAUCCAAGCCCUACCGCUCACGGCAAGCACAGGUCACUGGCGUUGAUCUUUCGCCCAUCCAGCCUAGCUUUGUUCCUCCUAACGUCCGAUUCAUAAUUGAUGACAUCGACGAGGAAUGGAGCUAUUCGGAGCCUUUUGACUAUAUCCAUAGUAGAAUGAUGAACUUUAGCGUUGUGGACUGGACCUCAUACCUCCACAAGAUCCACGAUAAUCUGACCCCCGGCGGCUAUGUCGAAAUCCAAGAGAUCGACAUCAACAUGACAUCCGACGACGGCUCUCUUUCAGACAACCACCCACUCUUCAAGUGGAGGAAUCUCCUUAAAGACGCAUCCGUCAAACUCGGUCGGCCUUACGCCAGCUUCGACGUCAUCACAAAGGCCAUGACCGAGGCUGGUUUUACCAACCUUGUAGACACUCGCUUCAAGUGGCCAACGAACCGAUGGCCCAAGGACAAGAAAUACAAGGAGCUCGGCAUGUGGAACAACGAAAACACAAAUGCCGCUUUAGAAGCGCUGUCGUUGGCGUCGUUCACAAGAGCCUUUGGGUGGGGUCGCGAGGAGGUGACAGUCUUGCUGGCUGAUGUCAGGAAGGAUCUGAACGACCCGAAGGUUCAUGCUUACUGGCCAAUGCAUCUGCUCCAUCUACGCGAAGAAACCCGAAGCGUAAGGCCUUCCAUAGUUCAAUGA
Molecule: messenger RNA, 1065 nt
Organism: Fusarium falciforme
Lineage: Eukaryota; Fungi; Ascomycota; Sordariomycetes; Hypocreales; Nectriaceae
Exons: 8
Coding region: 1-1065 (354 amino acids)
Molecular function (GO): methyltransferase activity
Source: RefSeq, a predicted model, not a curated record